AGCGUGUGUGGAGGUUGGUGGCAGUCGUCGACGCAGAGUUUUAUUUCUCGUGCUAUGCAUUACGAUGCUGAUAAGCGUCGGAUCUGUGGACACGGAUGAGGAGGAAGACGACGAAGAGGUAGAGAAAAAGCCCCGACCAGGAGAGCGGACUAACGAAUGGAAAAAGAAAGACGUACGCGAUUACACAGAUGCAGACGUAGAAAGACUCUUCGAUCAAUGGGAGGAAGGAGAGGAUGAAACGGAUCCCGAUGAUUUACCAGAACAUUUACGUCCACAAGCGCAGUUUGACAUCAAUGAAUUGACUGGUAAAGAACCAGAAGACAUCGUCAAGGUUACCAAGAAAGGCCGGACGUUGAUGAUGUUCGUUACUGUGUCUGGUAAUCCAUCACGUAAAGAAGCUGACGAAAUCACUCUAAUGUGGCAGAGUCAGUUAUUUAAUGCCCAUUAUGAAAUGACAAGGUACAUGAUAGAGGACAAUCGCGCAAUACUCGUACUCAAAGACGGUAGUACUGCGGUAGACAUUAAAAAUUUCCUGAUUGACCAAGAACGAUGCGAAGAAGUGACGUUCGAGAAUCAAAGCUUUCCGGGAAAACACCUUGAUGCCAAGGAUAAGAAGGAAUCGAAGAAAGACAACAAAACGGAACAAAAAAAGAAAAGUAAAAAAAAGAAAAAAAAGAAGGAUGAUAAAAAAGAGGAAAACUCGAAAGAAGAGAAGAUGAGUAAAUCGAAAAAAGAAGAAUUGUGA
Messenger RNA from Saccoglossus kowalevskii, 745 nucleotides. RefSeq names its product LDLR chaperone boca-like. The record is from RefSeq and is a predicted model, not a curated record. NCBI's taxonomy places the organism in Eukaryota, Metazoa, Hemichordata, Enteropneusta, Harrimaniidae. Gene Ontology annotation, biological process: protein folding.